CUGUUUUUACUUUCUCAAAAAAAAUUUAAAAAAAAAAAAAAAAAAAAAAAUGAGGUUUCGGCUGCUUAAAAGGAAUCUGCUCGCGCUGUUGGGUGUUUCCUUUGUAGUUGUGACUCUCCUGUUUUCAACACGUGUGUUAUUAGUUUCCGAUAAUGACACAACUGGACCUAAUACUGAUGAUAAUGACGUCGUUCAGGUUAAUCAGUGCACGCGCUCUGGUGCCUCGCCGAAGUUUAACUUCGGCUCGCUCGCGGAGCUGACAAAGUCCGUUUACAAUGCCAAUUACAGGCAGUGCGUUCACAACGCGGAUAGGUUCCCAGGGGAGUCUGGACUGGUGCUGGUCGUGCAGGUCCACAACAGGCCUGAAUACCUCCGACUGCUCAUCAGGUCGCUGGAGAAAGCGGCCGAAGUCCACAGCUUCCUCCUCAUCUUCAGCCAUGACUACUUUUCAGAGGAAAUGAACGCCAUUGUGCAAGGGAUAACGUUCUGCAAAGUCCUGCAAAUCUAUUUCCCCUUCAGCACUCAGCUGUAUCCCGAUGAGUUUCCUGGAAAGGAUCCGAGGGACUGCCCCCGAGACCUGUCCAAGGACGCCGCUCUCAAAACAGGAUGCCUGAACGCGGAGCACCCGGACUCGUACGGACACUACAGGGAGGCGUUAAUCACUCAAACCAAACACCACUGGUGGUGGAAAUUGCACUUUGUGUGGGAGCGAGUGCAGGCCAUGCAGGGCUACAGCGGCUUUGUAGUCCUUCUGGAGGAGGACAACUACAUCUUACCGGACUUUUUCCAUUUCUACAAAUCGAUGAUGGAGUUCAGGAAGAGCAGCUGCCCGGAUUGUGACAUGCUGUCCUUGGGCAACCACGAUGGCCUGACCGAUUUCGCCAGACUGUCCGGUAAGGUGUCGACCACCGGGUGGAUGUCCACUAAACACAACAUAGGCAUGGCCAUCUCCAGGGAGGUGUACUACAAACUGAUGGGCUGCAACAACGAAUUCUGCACCUACGACGACUACAACUGGGACUGGACUCUGCAGCACCUGUCGGGAACCUGCAUAUCGAAGCCUGUCAAAGUGCUUGCGGCACAGGGCUCCAGGGUUCUCCACACGGGAGACUGUGGCCUUCACCAGAAGGAGAACUGCAGGCCAGAAUGGGCCUCGCAGAAAGUAGAGGAGAGCCUUCUAGCGGCCAGCGACGGCCUCUUCCCGCCGUCUCUUGUACUUAAUGGCGCAGAAGGAGUUGAGCACAAGGCGCACAUGAAGAACGGCGGGUGGGGGGAUGUUCGAGACCAUAUUCUAUGCAAAAACUACGCCAAACGUCUUUGAACUCCCACCGUUGCGCUAAGUUCUAUUCUCCAUUGGUAUUUUGCAGAUGUGCCAUUCAUUCAUAACUUUUCAGGGUUUCAGAGGCUGCAGUGAGUUGCGUUAUUUUUUUAUUUUAUUUUUUUCACUCGGGAGUGUGCUAAUGCUCUCUUCCACCAAGGUCUUCCAAGAAAAGGGACCGAAUCAAAUCCCAAAAAAUGCUGCUGGUACACAGCUAGACUUCCGCUUGUUUUGUGUGUUUUUUUUUUUUUUU
This is a messenger RNA of Perca flavescens (yellow perch), 1571 nucleotides long. RefSeq names its product alpha-1,6-mannosyl-glycoprotein 2-beta-N-acetylglucosaminyltransferase. Gene Ontology annotation, biological process: oligosaccharide biosynthetic process; protein N-linked glycosylation. The transcript has a single exon. Gene Ontology annotation, cellular component: Golgi stack; Golgi membrane. The record is from RefSeq and is a predicted model, not a curated record. Bases 50 to 1321 code for a protein of 423 amino acids. NCBI's taxonomy places the organism in Eukaryota, Metazoa, Chordata, Actinopteri, Perciformes, Percidae. Gene Ontology annotation, molecular function: alpha-1,6-mannosylglycoprotein 2-beta-N-acetylglucosaminyltransferase activity.